This is a messenger RNA of Coprinopsis cinerea okayama7#130, 717 nucleotides long. RefSeq lists its product as hypothetical. Gene Ontology annotation, biological process: mycotoxin biosynthetic process. The coding region runs from base 76 to 678 and encodes 200 amino acids. The transcript is spliced from 3 exons. The record is from RefSeq and is a predicted model, not a curated record. NCBI's taxonomy places the organism in Eukaryota, Fungi, Basidiomycota, Agaricomycetes, Agaricales, Psathyrellaceae.
CUCAGCUGUUCACCGGGGACCAUCGACUACGGAAAACCAUUGGCUGAACUCUACUACACAAGGAGGCCGCCUUAGAUGGGUCAAUACCCUCGUCGCCUGACUUACUAUCUGACGAUAGCGAGCUGCGCAAUCAACUUUCUGGUGGCCCUCAUCUGGAAUUAUCGCGGUAUCGAAAGGGAUAUCCCAUACUCCUAUAUAGGCCAUGACUACCCGGAAACCCUCCCCCUUCCAUUCGGCGAACUCGACAACGUCCUGCUGACGGUGGAAGAAAGCGUUCGCUACGGCCUCGCAGGGGAGGGCACCGACGCCCAAUGGGAGGCCCUGUCGCCCAAAGGCGGCGGAUUCAUCAACCUCGGACCCAACAACCGCCUCUUCCUCGUCUCCAUGUUCCACCAAGUCCACUGUCUGCGCUUCUUCAACUGGGCGUUCGACCCUAAAUUCGAGGGCCUCUACAAGCUCUUUGCGAGUAAAGGGCAUAAUGCUCAUUGCUUGAAUUAUCUCAGGCAGAGGGCGCUGUGCUCUGCGGAUCUGACGCUAGAGAAGGGGGAUUUUGUGGAGAGGAAUUUUACGGUGGACCGUGUGGGUGCUACGCAUACGUGCAAGGAUUGGGGUACUGUUUACAGGAUUAUGGAGGAGAAUGUUGCUUCGAAGGGUCUCUUACCCGCUGAGCACGCCUGAGGCAGGAUAGUUCAUCUCAGAUUUGUAUUGCAUUUCUUC